Mytilinidion resinicola is the source of this 863-nucleotide messenger RNA. RefSeq lists its product as uncharacterized. The transcript has a single exon. The record is from RefSeq and is a predicted model, not a curated record. Bases 457 to 756 code for a protein of 99 amino acids. NCBI's taxonomy places the organism in Eukaryota, Fungi, Ascomycota, Dothideomycetes, Mytilinidiales, Mytilinidiaceae.
GUCUUUGCACCCUUAAAGGCAGCCUAUCGCGACCAGGUCGAACAACUAUAUUAAGGGGGCGUAGAUGUAGUUAGCAAGGAGCAUUUCACAUCUCUAUACAGCCCUGCAAGGGGAAGGGCAUUAACAAAGAGGAAUAUUACAGCCGGGUGGGCCGCGACUAGUUUAUUUCCGUUCAACCCAGAGAGAGUACUCAGAGAUACACCGAGGCCCCCCGCUCAACUUACCAUUCCAAAAGCUAAUUCUUGUCCGCAAGAUGAAGUACCGCAAACGCCUGUAACGCUAGUGGCAGCAGAGGGUCUUAUGCUAUUACACAAACUGAUCAAACAGGAUGCUCAUAAGCUUGAUGAGAUUAGCAAACAGCGCCUACAGAGACACGUACAGAAGCUCGCAAGUGCCGCCAGAAUCUCCUUUGCUAAAUGUGCCCUUCUUUAGGAUCAAAAUCGAUUCUUGGCUCAGAUGAACAACGAAGCCAAAGUUCGCCGAUCGACCAAGUUAUUAAUCCUAGGGAAGGCGAAGGUGAUGAGCUAUGAGGACCUUAAUGAAGCACGAGCAAAGCGUGCUGCUGCGAAAGACAAAGCUACGGCGGCACCAGCGGAAGAGAAAGCUACGGCGGGCAACGGAAAACAUGGUCGUCCGCGCAAGACUCCUGCGCUAGAGGCGACUGCGCCAGAGGCGAGUUUGCCAGAGGUGUGGAUGACCGAAGCACCAGAGAUGCGGAUGAGCGAAGUGCCAGAGACGCGUAUGACAGAGCCAUAGAGGGCCCCAGUGGCGCAAAUGAUAGAUCCACGGAGAGCGCAGAUGACAGAGCCAUGGAGGGCCCCAGUGGCGCGAAUGAUAUAGAACAGUUUUGAAAGUAUAUGGGG